Molecule: messenger RNA, 1248 nt
Organism: Naumovozyma castellii
Lineage: Eukaryota; Fungi; Ascomycota; Saccharomycetes; Saccharomycetales; Saccharomycetaceae
Gene: ATG17
Product: protein kinase regulatory subunit ATG17
Exons: 1
Coding region: 1-1248 (415 amino acids)
Source: RefSeq, a predicted model, not a curated record
AUGGAUGCUAAGAAGUUAGUGGACAAUGCUAGAAAGAUCCUUGUGGAGGCCCAAUUAUUAUGUCAGGAGUCCAAUUCUCAAAUUUACACGUUUAGGAAUGAUUUGAGUUUAUGGCAACGACAAUUAAUGAAGUUGAAGUUUGUCAUUGGUUGUUUGAAACAGCAAGGUUCAUUCUUAUUGCAUUGUGUGCUAGAGAAAGGUAUAAGUGAGAAACUUAUUCGAGAUGAAUGGGGAAAUAACGUUUUAAAGGAGCUUGUUAGUGAGAUGAGGAUAUGGCAAGAUAAGAUCACAGAUCAAGUUUCUCGAUUAGAUCAAAUUGAUAAUGUGUUAGUUCAUACUGAAACUGGGACACUAAAUCCAAAGUUAUCGGAUUACAUUUCCAGAGAUAAUGUCAACAUAUUGGAUGAGAGGUUAAUGGAGAUGCCAGUCAUACAGAAACAGAUAGAAAGUAUAAAAUCCCAAUAUGCGAGUAUGCUAAAAAAGGUCAAGGAGAACGUCAAUGAGACUACAUUAAGGGAAAUAGAACUUACUUUGGAAGAUAAAUUUGGUAAUAACUGCCCUGAUACAAUAACACUGAGUGAAACUUGCCCUGAUGAAUUGGAUAAAUUGGAAAAAGACUUGGCCGAAUUUAUAAGCUCCAUUACAGAGCAUUAUGAUAAAACAAAACUGUUAGAAACAUAUGAAAAGAAAAAUCUAGAAAUGUAUGAAUCCCUCUAUGAAGUUGUCACAGAAGAUAAUAAUGAAUUGCCAUGUAUCAUGACAUCUUUAAAGGAAAAAAUCAGUUUGGUGGAUAGAACACUUCUCAAGUAUCAAACUGUUUGGGACAAGAAAAAGUUGGAGAAGAAAUUACUACAACAAAAUAUUUCGAAAAUGAACGAAGAAUUUAAGAAAUAUUAUGAAUAUUUGCAAAUAUUCAAGGAUAUUUCAAAUCUAAUAUCGACAUUCAAAGAAUCAUGCAUAGCCGAUAUUCAAAUGAUAAAGGAUUUAUUCCAAUUUUAUAAGAAUUUUGAAAAAAGUUAUGAAGAUCUUCUUGCAGAGGUAGAAAGGAGGAAACUCACGUGCAAGAAGAUGAAAGCAAUAAUUUUGCAAUGUGAGGAGAAGUUGCAAGCUCUAAGUGAAGAAGAUUUGGGGGCCCGUGAAUUGUUUUUAAACGAUAAUGGUAAUUAUUUACCAGAAAACAUUUGGCCAAAUAAAAUUGAUGAUUUUUCACCACUAUACCGGCUAGAAUAUCAUAUUGAAGAACUUUAA